AUGUCACGAAGAGAGAUGCGAGGGGAUGCCGCUGUCGAAGGCGAUGUCGAUGCUGACGAGCCACAAUUCAUUCGACACCUCGACUCUUGCUGCAAUUAUCGAAAUCACAUGCGAGAACAGGCCGCGCCAGAUGGACAUGAUGUAUACGCAUCGAAGCGUGGUUACUGGCGAUAUUCAACGCCGUUCCUCGUGGAGAUCGGGAAAAGAUGCACACGCAGCAAACAGCAGAAGCAGUAUCGCUAUCUGAAAGAUAUCACAUCGCAGGGCUCGUCAGUCUUCGCCCGCGCAGUCUACGAGCGGCGUCGCGAGCAAGAGUACUGUUGGGAGGGCACUGCCGAUGGCGAUCGAAACAUUCUUGUUCUACGGGGAGAGCGAUUCGUGCCUCCGAUGUCGAGACGACGAAUAGCGGAGUGGGUUGCCCUCAAGACACGAAUUCUGUCUCUUGCUUUCACCGAAAGGAUGGAUUUCUUCCAGUUGCAAGUCACAUUGCAAGUGGAAUACGACUUUGAUUUGACCUGGGCCGAGUUUCGCUCGAUGCUGAACAUAUGUUCAUUGACUCCUCUGUGGGGAGGCACGGAGACGGAAGAGAAGGACCUAGUGUCCGAAGCCGAUUUUCAUAAGCUGGAAGAGGAUGUCGGCGGAUUAAGAACUUACGACCAGCAUAUCAUGCAGGAAAUCGAAGCCAGGAUCGACAAUGAUGCGGCCAAGAUUAUAGAAAAGUUGGUCCACCAAGGUGUCGUCCUUCCUUUGCGUACGGAAGUCCACACUGCGCCGAAAACAAGCUAUAACCUGCCACGGGACUAUUCACUGUGGCAGCCUUUGACAGCCGCGAUCAUUGACGACCCUUUACUGUCUGACUCGUCCUUGGAGGACUCUGACCAAGACGACCCGCACGAAUUGCAAGACUGGCACAUGCACCACUCCAAAGCACGACCAUCGUCAGAGUCGCUUGAAUCAGUAGUGGGCGACGAUAAAGGCACUGCGGAGGCCCUAGGCACCAAUGAACACGACAAUCACUCAGACGAUGGCAGCCAACACGGUUCCAUUGACAGCAUGGCUUCGGAUAUGGGCGCGACCAGUUUCCGAAGCUUUGAGACGUAA
Molecule: messenger RNA, 1101 nt
Organism: Cyphellophora attinorum
Lineage: Eukaryota; Fungi; Ascomycota; Eurotiomycetes; Chaetothyriales; Cyphellophoraceae
Exons: 1
Coding region: 1-1101 (366 amino acids)
Source: RefSeq, a predicted model, not a curated record